AUGACCGUGCGUGAUGCGCUCAACGUGGCCAUGGAGGAGGAGAUGAUCCGUGACGACAACGUCUUCAUCCUCGGCGAGGAAGUCGCGCGCUACAACGGUGCAUACAAGGUCACGAAAGGCCUUCUGGACAAGUUUGGCGAGAAGCGAGUCGUCGACACACCCAUCACCGAGAUGGGCUUCGCCGGUCUCGCCGUCGGCGCCGCCCUCUCAGGUCUCCGACCCAUAUGCGAGUUUAUGACCUUCAACUUCGCGAUGCAGGCCAUCGACCAGAUCGUCAACUCCGCCGGCAAGACAUAUUACAUGUCCGGCGGCAACGUUCCCUGCCCAGUCGUCUUCCGCGGUCCCAACGGCGCUGCUGCCGGUGUCGGCGCACAGCACUCCCAGGACUACGCUUCAUGGUACGGGCAGAUCCCUGGUCUCAAGGUCGUCAGCCCGUGGAGUGCGGAGGAUUGCAAGGGCUUGCUCAAGUCCGCCAUCCGCGACCCUAACCCGGUCGUCUUCCUCGAGAACGAGAUGAUGUACGGUAUCACCUUCCCCAUGUCGGCCGAGGCCAUGUCCGACAACUUCCUGCUCCCCAUCGGCAAGGCCAAGGUCGAGCGCGAGGGCAGCGACAUCACCAUCGUCGCGCACAGCAAGAUGGUCACUCACAGUCUCGAGGCCGCCGACAUCCUCGCCAAGGAGGGCAUCAAGGCCGAGGUCAUCAACCUCCGCAGCAUCCGCCCACUAGACAUCGACACGAUCAAGGCUUCGGUCAAGAAGACGAACCGCCUUGUGACCGUCGAGGGCGGCUUCCCCGCAUUCGGCGUCGGUUCCGAAAUCUGCGCCCAGAUCAUCGAGAGCGAGGCCUUUGACUACUUGGACGCGCCUGUUGAGCGCAUCACCGGUGCUGACGUCCCCACGCCUUACGCCGCCAACCUCGAGGCGCUCGCCUUCCCCGACACCCCUCUCAUUGUCAAGGUGGCCAAGCGCGCACUUUACAGGACGAACUGA
Molecule: messenger RNA, 990 nt
Organism: Heterobasidion irregulare TC 32-1
Lineage: Eukaryota; Fungi; Basidiomycota; Agaricomycetes; Russulales; Bondarzewiaceae
Exons: 6
Coding region: 1-990 (329 amino acids)
Biological process (GO): pyruvate decarboxylation to acetyl-CoA
Molecular function (GO): pyruvate dehydrogenase (acetyl-transferring) activity
Source: RefSeq, a predicted model, not a curated record